CGGGGGCGCGGCCCCUCAGGGCGCUCCCGGCCCGCAGCGGGCACAGCCCGGGGUCGGCGGGAGAGGCGCGGCCUCGGAGGGGCGGGAAGGCGAAGCGAAGGCCGCCGAGCCCUUUGGCGCUGGGCAGCUGCCAACUGAGGGGGCGCGCGGCGGGGCGCAGCGCGGAGCCGGCCCCGGCCCCGGUGCCCACUCGGCUCGGUGGAGAGCGGCGGGGGGGGGCACCGCUCCUCCCACCGUCCCGUGAGGCGGCGCGUGCUCUCCCUGCAGCACCGGCGCUCGUAGCGCAGGCCGAGGGUCCGCCCGUGCCCAGGUGCCGCCGCAGCCGAUGCCCGCCGUGCUGUGGCGCUCAGCGGAUCCGGGAUGGACGCGACCGAGCGCCGAGGCGGCAGCGCGGAGCACGGCGCGGCCCGGGCCUGGGCUGGGGCCGGGCGGGAGGCGGCGGCGCCCAGGGGGGCUGCGGACGCUCGGUGCGCGGCGUGCGCGGGAAGCGGCCCCGGCGGGACCGAGCUGCACAGCCCCGAGUCCGGCGGCAAAAAAGCCAACAGUGAGCAGCUGAAUUGGAGCCAGUCACACAGAGAUAUGAUGAUGAUGAUCCAAGAAAUGAAAAGGUGUUUGCCUGAGGAGAAAAGGAGUUCUAACAAGCCCAGCACCAUCAGUGCUCUCAACUAUGCCUUGCAGUGUGUCCAGCAGGUCCAAGCAAACAAUGACUUUUUCCAGGCUCUGAAUGACCGAAGAGUGUUUCAGGCAGAUGUGGUGACUUACAGCAUAGAAGAGUUGGUGGCAGUUGCAUCUGAACACACUCCAAAAAACACUGACACAUUUGUGGCUGUGUUUUCUUUGCUGUCUGGACGCAUAGUGCAUAUUUCUGAGCAGGCAGCUUCUAUUCUGAACUGUAAGAAGAAAGUGUUGGACUCCUCCCGCUUUGUGGAGCUGCUUGUCCCUCAGGAUGUGAGUGUGUUCUACACACACACUGAUCAGUCUCACCUGCCCCUUUGGAACAUGGAAAGUCAAACAGCCUCUCCAUAUGAAUAUGCCCAGGUGAAAUCCUUUUUCUGCAGGAUCAGGGGUGGGAAAGAUCAAGAACAAGAAGCACGUUGUUACCCCUUCCGAAUCACCCCGUACUUGGUCCACGUGUGCACUUCUGUCCAUGUGGAUGCAGAGUCCUGCUGCUUAGCUUUGGCUGAGAAAAUCCACUCUGGAUAUGAAGCUCCUCGAAUUCCUAUGGAUAAAAGAAUAUUCACCACCACACACACCCCUGGAUGUGUUUUUCUGGACAUAGAUGACAGAGCAGUGCCUUUGUUGGGUUACUUACCUCAGGAUUUAAUUGGAACAUCCAUACUGAUGUAUUUGCACCCAGAAGAUCGUCCUUUGAUGAUCACUAUUCACCGGAAAAUACUGAAAUUUGCUGGCCAACCCCCUUUUGAACAUUUACCUAUUAGAUUUUGUACUCAAAAUGGGGAUUAUGUCAUACUGGACACCAGCUGGUCCAGUUUUGUGAAUCCUUGGAGCAGGAAAGUUGUGUUCAUCAUUGGCCGACACAAAGUCCGGACAAGCCCUCUGAAUGAAGAUGUCUUUGCCCCAAGAAGUAAAGAAACGAGCAGCGUGGAGAAAGAGAUAAGAGAAUUACAAGGACAAAUUUACAAACUGCUUCUGCAGCCAGUUCACAGCAAUGUUUCCAGUGGUUAUGGAAGCCUUGGAAGCAGUGGCUCUUAUGAGCACUACAUCAGCAUAGCAUCUUCAAGUGACUCCAAUGGGAACUGUGCAGAGGAAACACAGGAACCAAUGACAUUGCAACAAGUUUGUGCAGAUGUCAACAGAAUAAAGAACCUGGGGCAGCAGCUGUACAUUGCAUCGAGGAGCAAGCCACAGAAUGCAAAUGAACAGGCUGUGAGCUCCGAAGUUUUGGGAGGGAAGAGGCAUCCUGCUUCCUGUUUUCUUCAGACACUGAGAGGGGAUAGCACAGAACCAGGAAACACAUUUUAUGAUGAUCCAAAGAAGACUCCUCAUGUUCCUUCCUAUCAGCAGAUCAAUUGUGUUGAUAGUAUCAUCAGAUAUCUAGAGAGCUGCAGUAUUCCAGCAUUGAAAAGGAAAUGUAAAUCUUCUGCAAACACAUCAUCGUCAUCUUCAGAAGAUGACAAACAAGUCCAGCAAAGUCAGCAGCAAGUCAGGGCAUUGGAAGAUACUGCUAUGCUGUCAGCAGUUGAGUCCCACACGCCAAUAUCUGCUGGUCUGGAAGAGACGCUGAAAGACCAGACAACUGCAGGCAUGGUGGGAGCUCCUCUGGCAGACCUGACCCUGUCCAACAAGGCUCCAAGUGUCAUAUCUGUCACCAGCCAGUGCAGCUACAGCAGCACUAUAGUGCAUGUCCCACACCCUGAAUCAGAAGUGACUACGAUGGAGGAUGCUGCUGUUGGAAGUGAACAAAUUGAGCUGCCUCCUGUGAAUGCUCAGAGUCUCACAGUGCUGCCUGAAGACUUUAGGCCGGUUGGGCUGACAAAAGAGACGUUGUCAGCCCACACUCAAAAGGAGGAGCAGAACUAUGUUGACAAGUUCAGACAGAGGGUCUUGCUCUCUCCGUUUAGGACCUACCUUCAACAAGGAAGUGGAAGUAACAACAGACAUUCCUGUGGCCAAGGUGAUUCCCCUUCAAAGCAGAUGAGCCCAGCUAACUGUAAAAAAGGAAAACAUGGAAAAUUCAAGCGCCAGAAACCUCAGAGACAGUGCUCAGAUAGCCACUCUACUAGUAAAAAUAGAAAUAGUCUUCCAUGUGAGAAGAGAACAAGUCAGAAACAGUUGUUCUCUCCCUCAGAAGUGUCCUAUCUGAGCUCCUCCAAUCUGAAUGUCCAUCCUCCUGUGGGAUUUCCUGCCUAUUUGAACCCAGUGUCUACUUUUCCAGCCUCUUCUGGAGGAGAGCAGCUUGCCCUUCGCUCAUCACAACCCCAGUCCAUGUCUUCAUCACAGCUAUGCUGUGGACCACAGUCAUACCCAGUCUUUUAUCCCCCAAACAUAGGCACAUUUAUGGCUGUAUUUUUUCAGGGUUUCCCCAUGUAUGCUCAGAUGCCUCAACAUGUCUUUCUCCCUAGCCCUCAGUGUGUUUAUCCCCCUUCUUCAUAUCCAUGCACCAUGUUACCUCCAGCACCCCCUCCUUGUGCUCCAUCACCUGUAGCACCAUGCUCUGUGGAUCAGCCCUUUCCAGCCUCUCCUCACUCAUCUGUGGAGGACCAGCAAGAGGGCCAGUGUCACCAGGCCCUGCUGCUGAGCAGCUCAAGGAGCAGCUCCCCACUUCAGCUGAAUUUGCUUCAAGAAGAGCUGCCAAAACCUAUGGAACUUUCCAUUAGUGCUGAUGUUAAGCCACAUGCAGAAGAUAAACACGAUAAUGAUCCAGAAGAUAAUGGUAAAACUGCUGCUCUUGAAUUUCCUGACCGCUCCUUGUUUGAGGACUCACAGUUGGGUUCAGGCUCAGCAGCAUCAGGGAGUGGAUCAGCUUUAUCUGGUUCUUUAGGCUCUAGCUUCAACGAGACUUCUGGUCAUGGCACAGCAGGUAGUGGGAAAAGCAGCAAGUAUUUUGCCAGUAAUUAUUCUUCUGAAGCUUCCAAAGAAGAGGAGAAUCAGGAAGCAGAAGAAAAAGGGACAGCUUAUAAAUCGAAGCAUGAGUCAGCCUGGGUGAUGAUGGAUCACACACCUGAGAGAUUUCUAAUGAAUUACCAAAUGCCAAACAGAAUCAAAGAGGAAGUUCUAAAGCAGGAUCUGGAGAAGCUGGCAGUCAUGCAGAAGCAGCAGCCUUGGUUCACAGAUGGGCAGAAGAAGGAGCUUGCAGAGGUGCACUCGUGGAUCAGGACCCAGACUGUGCCCCUGCAAAUCAGCACCCAGGGCUGUGUUACGUGUGACAGCAGGGAAGGAAGUUGUGAGGCUGCAGUGGCUGAUGACAGCAUGGAAAACAAGGGAGAGCCACCUCCAGCCCUGCCACGCUGAGGACAUCAGCCCUGUGUCAGUGCCACUGCUUGGUGUCAUUCCCACCCUGUUCCCUCUGGCUUUGCUCCAUGCCAGCAGUGAUCUCCAUGGCCACCUCUUACCAACAUGAGCAGUCACACAUGAAACUCCAUCUCCCUCCAUCACCCCUCCACUCCUGGCAUGACUCUGAAGACAAUCUUUCAGUGGGAGGCUCUUUCACUUUCUGACCUCAUGGAAUGGGUUGUGUUUGUAACCUUUACCUGCUCAAUGAUGAGCAAAAUACAAAGAUUUUUUUUGGUUUGGGUGUUUGUUCUUUUGAAGUUAGCAAGUAAGUGUGAAAAGAUGCAGUGUUUAACAACCUGUGGUGAUGAACCUACUGAUCAGAGCAUGUAAACUCUCCAAGAUGGAUGUAUUGAAGCCCAGCUACAGUACUCUUCAUUUUUGUUCAAUAUAAAGGUCUAAACUAAAGAUCCAAAUAAUCUGAGGCUCUGAAAUUGAAGUAGCUGGUUUGAGAAUCCAGUGAGCUUUUUAAAGAGCAGCUGAAACUGGCUGGGUUAUUCUGCAUCAAAUGCCUUUUGCCAGCUUGUGCCCAUCGAAAAGAAGUAAACUGAAGUGGAAAAAAAGCAAAUUAUUCCCUAUGUUUUUUGUGAUGUGUGUUUUGGAGUCAAGUUGUUUUACAGCUUUUGAUUUUAAAGCUGUGUUUAUCAAGACAGAUAUAUAAACUAAUUAAGGAUAACUGGUUUGCAAGUACAGCAGAGAUGAAAUUACAUACAGUAAUUAAAAAAAAACAACCGACCCAAAAGUAUCAAUCCACAGGCUCUGCUUUUUAAAAGCAGACCCAUGGAAAAUUUUCUCUCUCAAGGCAAGUAGUUAUCAAUUAAAGUAGUUACAUGCAAUCUUUUAUCUAAUAUUGGUAGUGCUUGGGAAGAUGGGUUUGUAUCUUAAUGUUUUCUUUGUUGAGUGGUUGGAGGAGUUGAAUCCAGACAUAACAAAUAGGAAAUCACUUAAGCAGUUUCUCUGAUUUGUUUUUGUUGUGGUGAUGCCAAAACCAAAAAGGAUUUAUUUCAUUUCUUCUGCUUUCAAAACUCACAUGUUGUGGAGGUAAACCUGAGCAUCAAACCAUAUAUUCAUUAUUUCUUAGCACUGUUGACUUCCUGCAUAAGAUUUAACCUCUUUGAUUGUAACGGAGUCUCUGGCUGUUGAAACCCAUGGGUGAAAAAGGAGUUUUCAGAAUGUGGUAACCACUUCCAGUAUGUAAAAGGACUUGUUCUUAUUAAUAUCUCAAAGUGCUCUUCAAACAGGACAUGCUUGGCUGAAAACCCCGGUAAAUUUUGUCUGAUUUCCCCUCUGUUUAUCAAAAGCUGGAUGUAAUCAGAUUUUCCUUGUGAUGUUAUUACUCACCUUGGCUUUCUCAGCAAAGAGUUUUAGAAUGUAACACAUUAUUUACCCUUUUGUUCUGUGUAAUCCCUUUGCUGCUGUGUGAAAUAUUUUCAUUUCUCUAUUUUCAGUUACUGGUAAACUUAAAGUAAAAUACUGUGAUCUGCAGGUCAUUGAAGGAAAACUAUAUUUAUCUAAAGGUUUCUUUACUUGCAAAAGUCAAUCCAGUGACAAUCUUUCUUGUGAAAGUUUAUUUUAGAGAAAGUUAUUUUUACAGAAUUUUGAAUUUUCAAGGCUAAUUUGGCUCAGGCAGAGUUCUUUUUAUGGAUUUUGGGUUUUUUCAGUGUUUUUGCCUGCUCUGUUUAUACCUGUUAGUUUCUAUUUAUUCUCAAGCUACAUUUCUUUGUCUUUCAGUUUUCAGCUUGAACUUGUUUUUUUUUCUUGUGUUGUAAAUCAGCAGAGGUCCACACAUCCUCAGUACUGCUUGUGUUCAAAUUUCAAGCACCUCUUAAAAUAAGAGACUUCAGUAGGUGUUAACAUGUAGCAGGUCAUGUAUUCAAGUAGGAAGAUGUGGGCAAUAUCUUACACCUUUCCUAGUCUUUUUACAGCAUUUUCCAAACAUGUUAUUCUGCUUUAUGAGCAUGCUGCCUAAAAUAUUUGCUCUAAAACAUGUAAUCAGAUACUUUGUGUAAGGGUUCUUUCUUGAUUGGGAAGCUUCUUAACUUAUCUGUCAAAUUAGACUUAUUCACUAGAAUUCAUUCUACUUAACUGUGAUUAAAUUAAAAUGAUUGCUUCAAUGCAUUUUGAGAUUUAGUGAAAUAGAUUAAAUUGAAUAUUUCAGUUAAGGGCAGCUGUGUCCUUCAAAAUAGCUUGGAACCCUAGGCCAGAAGGAAAGUUAUGAUUACAGUAGACUCUUUUGUGUACAUUAUUUUUGUUUCCUGAGUUAGAAAGUUUUGUUUAUUUCCCAAGUAUGAAAAUGAGCUGAUUUGCAAUGUCUUAGCAGGCAGACAUGUCAUCUCUUUUGUAAAACAGUGAGAAUUAGUUCAGGAGAAUGGCAAUAUGUACCUAACACUUGAAUAAUGCUUUUGCUCCAUAGGUCCAUGAACAUGUCAAAAAGAUGACUAUUAUCAUCCCAGCUGUAUAAAGAGAGGCAGAGACACAAAGGUGCAUACUCACAGUUUAUUCCAAACUCAGGAGUAAAAUUUGGGAGUCUUCACUUGCUGUAUCCUGUGCUGUCUUUGCUGCAAGUGCUCAAGGUUCUGUAUGUAGGAACCUGAUCAUGUUACCUGUGUUUCUUGUUUGGAGAUGUUAACCCUUGUUGUACCCCCUGCUGCUGUGAAUUUGUGCCCAGUAGAAUCAUUGAGCAACAGCCCAGACAGUUUUUGAAUUGCUGUGAACACCACAGCCCCUCUGGCCAUAUAUAAUGAAGAUUCAUGUGCCUGGGAGUUUGAAUUCCAAGUUUGUAAUCCUGGCUAAAUCUUGGGUGCAGGAUUCCUUCUCUGGGGCUACACAUUUCCUGGGUUAUGAAAAAAAUUAUGGUGUAGGAGAAUAAUGUAAGAGGAGUGAACAGAUGAAUCAGUGCCCUGUGUGAUGAUAAGACAAUUGUUUGCCCAAAAAUCAAAUGGUCUUGGCUGCAAAAUUAGCAGGUUUUAUUCCCUUAGGAUAAAAAAAUCCCAAACUUUCCAAGGUACUCUUUACCCUGCUAGAACCACAACUUCAUCUUGCAAUGAAAUGCCUUAUCAAGCCUUUGACCUCAUUUCCAUAAGUUUUCAGGAACUGGCAGUUUUUACUUCAGCUUGUACUCAUCUUUCAGUCUCUGUAGUGUGCUGGAGUGAUCACAGCAAGAUGCACUUCUGAUCAGAAAGGCCAGUGGAGGGAGUGUUGCAGCUGGAAUUGCACCUGCUGUUUUGUUUCUGUGGCUUUGUUUUGCCUGGCAAAAUGUUGCAGACAGUUUAGAGCUGCUUGGAAAAUCACUUAUUUAGUGGUCAGAGGGAAAACAUGCUGGUACAGCACUGAUGCAGUUACUGCCCCCUGUGGGGGUGUCAGCAGUUUGGAAACCCUCAGAGGAUUUCGCUGGCAAUUUUUUUUUUGUUGUUGUUGUUGUAUUCAUAAAUGUAGAAUUAUGUUCUUAAAGGAUGAGUUGUUGUGCAGAUAUUUUCAUGGCAUUGCUAUGAACAGAAGGGACCCUCAUGUAUUUUUACAGUGUGGUAAAUACUUGCUGAAUGAGUAAUGUAUUGGUAAAUUUAUCUUCCAGCUCAAUCCAGUUUUGAAUCACAAUUGAAUGAAUUUUUACAUCAGUUGGUAGGAGUAUUUUAUUGAAACAAUAUUCAGCUGUGGUUGAAUUUACAGUUGUGAUUUUAACUGUACACUUUAAAGGAGCAUCUGAUUUUAUAAAUAAAACUGAAAAAUAUGCUGUAAAGAA
This is a messenger RNA of Haemorhous mexicanus (house finch), 7750 nucleotides long. It is a transcript of the gene PER3, whose product is annotated as period circadian regulator 3. Gene Ontology annotation, molecular function: transcription cis-regulatory region binding; transcription corepressor binding. NCBI's taxonomy places the organism in Eukaryota, Metazoa, Chordata, Aves, Passeriformes, Fringillidae. The record is from RefSeq and is a predicted model, not a curated record. Gene Ontology annotation, biological process: negative regulation of transcription by RNA polymerase II; circadian regulation of gene expression; entrainment of circadian clock by photoperiod. Gene Ontology annotation, cellular component: cytoplasm; nucleus. The transcript is spliced from 21 exons. Bases 361 to 3972 code for a protein of 1203 amino acids.